UGUUAAUGCAAUUACAAUUGAUAAUCAAUUGGUUAUGAUGCAAAAUGAAUGCUAUGAACGGAUAGCAAUUGGAGAACGCAUCAGAGAACAAGAUAUUUAUAAAAUGGUUAAUGCAAAGACAGUUUUAGACUGUCAAUUUGAAUGUAGCAAAGCAAAUGAAAAUUGUAUGUCCCUAAGUUAUGGGAUAAGUUCGAAUGGGAAUACUUCUUGUAUAUUAUCAAAAAAAUCAUUCAAGUCUGGAUCACAGGAUCAAAAUUUAUAUCCAGACGAUACACAACGUGAUCCUGAUUAUGAUUUAUUUUCGAAAAAAAUGAACUGCCGUCCAAAAACGUUGCCUUCGGAUCAUGACCAAUAUCCAAAUGAUCGAAAUCGUCCAAAUUAUGGUCCGCCAUCGUAUGAUGAACGGCCAGAUAGACGACCACCACCGUAUGAUGAACGGCCAGACAGAAGACCUCCACCGUAUGAUGAACGACCGGAUAGAAGACCUCCACCACCAAAUUAUGGACCAGGUGGCAGCUAUGGUCAUCAUGGUUGGAAUGAUGAUCGAAAACCUUUAUAUGAAGAUAAACCUCGUCCACCAAUCGUAACACAUGGCCAUGAUAAUCAUGGGGGUAUGGUUACAUCUAUUAUAACCGAAAUUGUUGAUCCGGUAGAUCCUUCAGCUUGUUUUAGACGUGUAUUGGCUGGAAAACGAGUUGCUGAUAGUUUUGUGAAAAAAUCUGUACCAUGUGAGCGAUUGGACGAUUGCCAACGUGAAUGCAACGAUGAAAAACGUUUCGUUUGUGAAGGAUUUAAUUACAGAUUGGAUCAAACUGGACGUGGUCAAGGUGUUUGUGAAUUAAUUGAGCUACCGUUGAGUCGUUUAGAUAUUGGUCGAGAUGUGUAUCCAGAUAAAGACUAUGAUUUUUAUGAACGAGAUCGUGAUAGUAUAUCACCAGAUUGUCGGCCAAAUUAUUCAAUUUAUAGUUCGGGUCCUGGUUGGUCCCCUCCACCACGACGACCUUAUGAUGAUGGUAUGGAAGGUGGCUGGACGAAUCGACGCCCAAUCGUAUAUCCAGAUAAUCGAUAUCCUCCACGACCUUCAUAUGAAGUAGAUCAUUACCAUCCCCCAAGCUAUGAUGAUCGCCGAUACAAUCGCCGACCUUAUCCAGAUUACCCUGCCCCAUUACCCCCACCACCAGCAUAUAAACCAUCAAGCUAUGAACCAUACUUACCAUCACGUGAUUACUAUUAUAGCAAAUCGGAUUUUCACCGUAGCCAAGAUCGUAAUUUCUACGUAGAGUCAUCAUAUAGGCCACUUCCUCCGCCUCCAUCAAGACCUCCAUACUAUAGCAGACCAUCUUACGAAAAUCGUCGAUAUUUACCAGAAAUACCCGAUAGAUAUUUUUCUGAACGUGAACGAGAUCGUAAUUAUUGGGGUUUAAAUAAAUAUCGUGGACCAAUGCAACAUCAUUGGGCCUCAUAUGGUGGAUCGUAUGGUAAUUUUGGUAAACCUGAUUCCGUUUAUUAUGAUCGUCGAUAUUUACCAAAACCUACCGUCUAUCCCACAUACGAUGAGUUUCGAAAACCUACAACAGCACCUUUUGUACCGUACCAAAUUGGACACGGUGAUACUUAUCGACCUCCGCCAAAUUGGGGACAAUAUGGUGGCAGUUAUGGUAAUAGCUUUGUUGAUAAGAAUACAUACGAUUACUGGGGACUAGAUCGAAAUAAUUACAGCGAUUAUGGUCGAUAUAGUGGGAAACCUACAUACUUGCCAAACCGUUAUGGUUCUUCUGGUGAUGGAUAUGCUGGGGUAACACAUUAUGUACCUCCAAGACCGUCAAUCCCCCCACCACCACUGCCGCCACCUUCACUACCGCCUCAUCCACUGCCUCCACCUUCAUUACCGCCUCAUCCACUGCCUCCGGUAAAUCGUUGGUCUGGAAAUAAGCAUUAUUAUGAUGAACCCAAUCGUUCUGAUUGCUCCUUUCGAUCCGGAACGGGUUUAAGAAUGCAAAAAGGAUAUGUACGAAAAUUUUAUGCCGUACCAAAUAUCUACGAAUGUGAAAAAUUAUGUUUUAUGGAAAAACAUUUUCCAUGCUACUCGUAUAGUUUUCGGUAUACAAUUACACCGGAUGCCGCAAGUGAAAAUUGUUAUUUAAGUGAUCGUCCAAUAAGCCAAACAAACAUGUAUAUGGAUACAGAACCAGAUCGAAAUUUUGAUAUUUAUUCGAUGAAUCAAGGUGGUAAACAAUGUAUGCAACCGGAUUUUAAUUAUGGUCGGCAAAGUGAUUGUUUUUGGCGAACACGAAGUGGUCAACGAUUGGAUCAUUCAGUUGUAAGGGACUCGUUAAAUGUUCGAAGUAUUGGUCAAUGUGAAUUAGAAUGUAUUCGUUCAAAUCGAUUUGUUUGCCGAUCGUUUAGUUUUAGGUAUGGAUCUCCAGUAAUUGGUGGCCCGAUUGAUAAUUGUCAAUUAACCGAUUGGCCAUAUAGUGAACUUGAUCCAAAGUAUCAUUUGGUACCUGAUCCAGGAUUUGAGUUAUACGAGCGUGGAAGCUACGGUCAUGGAUGUGAAUUAAACCAUUUUGUGAUUCAAGGACCUUGGAAUGAUCCACAUAAGAUGAAUGUAAUCCCAACAGAGAGUCAAAAAAGAUGUUACAUUGGAUAUGGACGCCCAGCCAAAUUAUUACCAUCGGCAAUACGAAAAUCAAUAACAGUUUUAAAUGAAGAAGAAUGUCAAUUAGCUUGUACUCGAAAACGUGAACAAGGACCGUCCACAUGUAUGUCAUUUAGUUUUCGAACUAGCGGUGAAUCAAGACAUCGUUUACCUGGUCCAAAUUGCGAACUGUCAGAUAUCAGUCAGCAAGAUUUACUCUUAAAUUUGGACUAUGCCCAUGAUCCGGAUUAUUGGCUAUUUGCUUGGGAUAUAUUUAAUCCACAUUGCAGCCCUUCGAGUUCAAGACCACCAGCACAUUUACCAAGACCACCAGCGCCGUUACCAAGACCACCUCCAACAGGUCCGUAUCCACCACCUUCAAGACCAGAAACACCUGGUGGAUAUCUUCCAAUCGAUCGAAACGAUUUUGGAAUCGGCGAAAAUACUUGGCAACACUACACAGUGAAAGGUCUACCUUGUAGACGUGGAAGCCGUUGUGAACGUAACGUAAUACUUGGCUAUUACUCCUGUGAAAUCGAAGGAGGAGAAGUAGGUUCAUGGGAUUAUUGUUGUCGACCAUCACAUCCAUGUGGCUACAGUGAAGGUUUCGAUUAUCCAUGGUGUUAUGUAGGUCCAUCCAGAGAUCAAUGGCGAAAAUGUAAUGAUCGGUAUUAUCCUUAUGGACAUGGUACAGAUCUCAAUAAACCUUAUUAUACACCAGCAUCACGUCCAUACUUACCAAAACCUAUACGUCCAGCGUUAAUAAGCUACGAUGUACGUGAUAAACCAUGGAUUCCACACCCUGGUCCAUCCAUCGAUCGAUUUGAUCCCCAUCAUCCAGGACCUAGUAGACCACACCCACCUGCAGAUCAUGAUAAUGAUUUCUUGGAUCCACCAAAACCAGGUGGUUUAGGUGAACCCAGAUAUUGGCCUGUGGCAUAUUUACAUAAAGAGCCACCUCCAUUUACGAAUAAAACCGAAAAUGAUAAACCGAAAUCACGAUAUCCUGAUGAUGAUGGAAAAUCACGUCAAACUCAAUCGCGUAUGAUGAUGCCAAAAGAAAAAACGAAACCAAAACCUAGCGACGACGAUGACGAUGAUUUCGUUCGAAUAGAUAUAAUUCCAAAACCAGAAUCGACAAAUACUUCCAAAGAUGAUGAAUUCCUUAGUUACGAGGUAAUCAAUACAACAGAUUUACCCCCAGACACUACCACAACAACGAAAAAAAGCUCCGAAGAAGAGGAUGUUGUUUUUGAAACUGUUGAAAAUGUAGAUACUGAUGAUUUAUUUUCGGAAACGAAUUCAACUACACCGAAACCAACCGAAGAGAAAAAAGUAAGCCGACGAGGGAGUAUAGUUUUUGUUCCAAAUCCACGAACUCGGGCACGAUCCUUAUUCCAAACAAGUACGGGUAAUUUACCAUCGAAUUUUCAACAGCGAUUAAUCAAAGAACGAAAUAGUUUAACUGUAGUACAGUAAAUUUAUUAUAAGAAAAUCACAAUAAAAUCUCACUUGUACAGAAAAUAUUUUAAUGGUUAUGAUAACUUUUUUCUCGUUCAAUUUAUUUUUGAUAAUAUUCGUAUUUUAUAGUUUACACGGGCUGUUCCAUAAGGUUCCAUGACCGAAAAUCUAUUUGUUAAAAAUCUCCAAUAUGCACCCCUUUUAAUUUCGAAAUACUUUGGCCAAAAAUACUUUUAGGUAUAGUCGUACAAUUUGUUAUUUGAAUAGUUACCCAUUUUCUAAUCUUCUCAGUGUAUUUAAAUUCUAUACUUUAAUUAUCUCAAUUAAAUUAUCUUAAAAUCCAAGUAAAAAAUUAAUUUUACAAAUUCGAUUAUGAUUUCGCUUAAAAUAUGAAGCUUAUUAUUUAGAUUCAAGUAUAGUUAGGCAUUAAAUUGGCUUAGAUUUUUUCCUUUCUAAAGUCUAAACCUAAAUUUCCUGAAUUGAGUUCUUCAAAGGAAUUAAAGGUGUACUAUAAUGAUCACAUUAGAGUUUCGUGUAAUACAGAAUUUAUUCAAAAGAGAAAAAUAAUCUGGGGCGACGGAGGAGGAUAAUUAGAAACUUUGUGAUAUGUUGUACUUUGUGGCGGGUAAUAAAAAUGUCCCCUAGAAAUAUGACAUCUACAUCUACCCAUAUAUAAACCAAUAUAGAGUUUACUUAAACUUGGAAAACUUUUAGGAAAAAAACUUGUUUACUUUUGUAAAAAUUGGAGCAUGAAUUGAGAUUAUUUUAUAAAAAUUAAACGAGAUAAUAAAACAGAGACAUGGUGGGGUUUAAAUAAAAAAGGGAAACUCAAAAAAAAUUUAUGUUUUUGCUCAUUAACUUGAAGAAAAUUUGCUAUGGAUACGCAAAUCUAACGUUGUAAAUUUGUAUUACACUAAAAUGAGAGAAAUAUUGU
Molecule: messenger RNA, 5033 nt
Organism: Chrysoperla carnea
Lineage: Eukaryota; Metazoa; Arthropoda; Insecta; Neuroptera; Chrysopidae
Exons: 11
Coding region: 35-4117 (1360 amino acids)
Source: RefSeq, a predicted model, not a curated record